Molecule: messenger RNA, 657 nt
Organism: Meloidogyne enterolobii
Lineage: Eukaryota; Metazoa; Nematoda; Chromadorea; Rhabditida; Meloidogynidae
Source: the annotation of a GenBank genome assembly
AUGGACGACAAGGAGUCUUCCUCUUCAGAACGUGGCACCUUCAGCGGGGAAAUGCUUUAUCAUCUUGAUGGGACAUCACUUUGCGUGCGUACGUGCCAGGAGCUGAGCAACAACGAAAUCGUCAACAACAAUGGAGGUCAAAAGGAGUGCUGCAAAAGGCGGGAAUGUUAUGGCGAUUCUUGCUCGCAGGUGGAUAUGAAUGCUCUGAUGGCUGCUGAGUGUCUCGAGAACAGCAAGAACAUCUACUCUUUGGCGGAAGGUUUGGAUACUGCUGCGAGCUACAAAAGCGACCAUGACGACAAUGUGGGGGACCGGCAAAGUCGAGGGUCGCAUGUGGAUAUGAAUGCUCUGAUGGCUGCUGAGGGUCUCGAGAACAGCAAGAUGAUCUACUCAGUGGCUGAAGGUUUGGAUACUGCUGCGAGCUACAAAAGCGAUCAUGACGACAACACUGCCAAGCCCUGUAGUGAUGGUGAAGAGGAGCCUCAAUCAUUCGUCAUUGGAACACUCAAACUGAGUCACACGUACAAAGCAAGAGUUGCUCGUCGCGCAUCGUUCUACGUGGACAAGGAGAUGGAGAAUCCGCACGCCUACUAUACCGACUACUCCAACAGCUCUGUGGCGGCGCAAAUUGUAAAUGGGAUGAUGGCAAACGACUAG